AUCGGGACUUUAGCAUCCAGGUGACCACCGAGCGCCGGGCCUUCACGGCUGGUGAGCCGCUGGAGCUCCGCUGCACCAUUGACGCUCAGAAUGUUCCAGAGCGCUUCUUCUCGGUGUCGUGGGUCUUCAGCAGCUCACCCGUAGCCGUGAUUGGGCCCAGCGCCGUGCCCGUACUGGGACCCAACUAUGCGGAGCGGGAGGCCACCGGCCUCCUGACCGUACGCAAAGAGAGCCCGUCCAUCCACCUGCUCAAGUUGCAGCACCUACUGCCGGAGGACUCUGGGAAAUACAUCUGCAGAGUGACAGAACGGGAGAAGACCCUCACUGGAGAUUUCAUCGACCGCAGCAAACGGUCCCGUAAUGUUCAGAUCACUGUAACCUCUCUCAGAAGUAACAUCACUGUGUCAUUAUCCAGUAACACUUCAGAGAUUAUGGAGGGGGAGACCAUCCAGUUGACCUGUGUUGUUAGCAACACUGUGGGUCCCCUGUCAGUGACGUGGCAGUGGACAGAUAAGGAGGGGGCGGGUCCUGCUGUGAACGUGGCUUCAGUGGAUCGUGAGGGAACGGUCACUUCUGGGCACACCUUUAGCGAGCGCAGUAGCUUUGGAGAGGUCCGGGUGGAGCGGGUUCGACCCGACACAUUCACCCUGUUCCUGUAUAAUGCCUUCCCCACAGAUGAGGGCCAGUACAGAUGCAACGCCACCGAGUGGUCCCAGAGCGGUACUGCACCUGACUGGAUUUGGCAGCAAAUUGGAGACGAAUCCGCCAGCAAGACUGUCACGGUAAAAUCAGUUGAAUCUUUCUUCUUCGUGUCGGCCUCCUCCCGUACGCCUAGCGUGACGUUUGGUGACUCGUUUGACCUGCAGUGCAUCGUGAAGCCACGGCACAAUCCCAACGUUCCUGCUUCAGUCACCUGGCGCUUCCAGCCAGCAGAGGGCGACGGAGAGUUCAGAGAUUUGGUGACAUUCACGCGAGAUGGCACUCUGCAGUGGGGCGACCAGUUGCUGGGCCUGGGCACGCGUACCACUGUGGAUCGUACACCCACUAACACCAACUUUCGCCUCAGCAUCACCCGAGCCGGACGCAAGGAGGCCGGGACGUACCAGUGUGCUGCCCUGCUUUAUCGGAGGAAUUACGAUGGCGCCUGGAGCACGGUGGCCAACCGCACUUCCAACCCGCUGGGCAUCAGUGUACUGCAGCCUGUGAGUAAACUGAAGGUGCACAGAUCCAACCAGAGUCUGCAGUUUCUGGAGGACAGUCGGGUGCGUGUCAACUGCUCCAUCACCUCUCAAACCAGCCCAGACUCUCAGCAUGCCGUGCUGUGGUACGCCCGGAAGGCCGAGGCAGGAGAGCCAGAUGAGCUGCUGUUGAAGAUCGAACACUCUGGAGCGUUCGAGUAUGGAGCGUAUGCAGAGGAGGAACGUCUCCGCAGCCGUGUACAGUCAGAGAGACUCUCUCCUCGGCUAUAUGGCCUCACCUUGCACCGUGCCGAGACCAGCGACUCUGGAACAUACUACUGCCUUGUGGAGGAGUGGCUCAUGGACCCUGAUGGACUCUGGUACCGCCUGGCACAAGACUCCUCCGGCUUUACACAUGUGGUGGUGAGACAGCCAGUGGUGAAGUUGCAGGUGGAGGAGGCAGAAUCCAAUAUCACAGUACCUGAAGAUGGAUCAAUCCGGCUGGGCUGCAGCAUUCUGUCUCAGUCCUCAAAAGAUUCCCGCUUCUCUGUAUCCUGGUAUGUGUACCGUUUGGGGCAGGAGGAGGGGGAUGAGCAAGAGUGUGUCUUUUCCAUUGGUCAUGAUGCAGUAUUCGGUAAUGGGAACUGCAGCCCUACGGAGGAGCCCGGUCCAAACUCUCGCCUGCAGUUUGAACGCACUACCUCUGACCUGUACAGUCUAACCAUCCAGAAAGCUCGGCCCAGAGAUGUCGGCAAUUACUUCUGCCAUGUGGAGGAGUGGCUGCUGAACCCACGCAAUGCCUGGUACCGUCUGGCCACCAACAACUCUGGGGUCACCAUUGUUGAUGUUAUGGAGCAGGUCUCUACCCUACAGUCAGUGGUUUGUUCCAACGACUCCCUCUUCUACUUUGUCUUCUUCUACCCCUUCCCUAUCUUCGGCAUCCUCCUCAUCGCGGUCCUGCUGGUGCGCUACAAGACCCGCAGCUCCAGCAAGAACCAGGAGGGCAAGAACGGAGCGCCGCUCUUGUGGAUCAAAGAGCCUCAUCUCAGCUAUUCCCCAACCUGUCUGGACCCCCCAGCCCUCAGCCUUCACCCCGGCUCUGUGGAGUAACAGUGACACGAACAUGACCCUGUCUCACUCAUCUACACUCUCUCUCUGACUCCCUCUCUCUUUUUCUUCUCCUCCUCGUCCGUGAUGAGGCCACCAGAAAGUAAUCUGGGCUUCUAGCCUGGCCUUUCAAUCCGUCCAUAUGACCGACUAAGACCUUCCUCAGUUGAAGUUGCCAUGACUACGGUGGCUGCUGGUGCCGAUGCCUAGAAAUUUGCAUUGCUUUUUUUCCCCUGUUCUUUUUUUUUUUAAAUAUGAUUUUUACUUUUCAUUCAUGCUCUUGUGUGAGAACCUUUCUUUUGAGGUGGCAGUAUCCGUAAGCCUUGAUGUAUUUUACCCGACUGACACUAACCUCCUUCCCUCUCCAGGAUAGGAAACAGCAGUUUCUUUUUGCUUUUUUUUUUUACUCCCUUCCAUGAAAUCUGGUGGAAACCAUUGCAUAUUAUUUGUUAUUUUGUCUGUGCUGAUUUUUGCUCCAGAAGACUGGAAGGCCAUUGUAGGACCCUGAACGUUUCUAGAGACAAUGGUGUAUGGAUGAAGGAAGAAAAGGACAAUCUUUCCUCAGAAAAACUCGGAAAGCUGACAAUGGAUGUAUAUUGAUUUUUUUGUGUGCACGUGCCACAGAACUGACCUGAGAACUGCCUCUGUGUUAACGGAUAUAGACUAUGGAGAACCCUCAUUGCCCACAGACUCAAGGAUAUACAUGGACCCCAGCUCAUCCUCACUGCCAAAGACCAAUACAACUUCAAAAGCCACAAAUUCAAAUUCACUGACACUGAAUAGGAUUAGACUUGUCUAACGUGAGCCAUCUGAUGUCAUCCAGUUGGAAAAGACAGUGAGAUUCCUACACUGACACGUUUCCUCAUCACUGGUGCUCAGAUGUUUCUGCAUGACCCCAAAUGGCCCAUUUCAUUUCAAGGUCUUCUUGACCUUUCCAAUGUUAAGAAGAUCCAUUUAUCUUCAAAACACCCUUGUGAUUAUGAGUGUGUGUGUGUGUGU
Molecule: messenger RNA, 3284 nt
Organism: Sinocyclocheilus grahami
Lineage: Eukaryota; Metazoa; Chordata; Actinopteri; Cypriniformes; Cyprinidae
Product: immunoglobulin superfamily member 3-like
Exons: 6
Cellular component (GO): membrane
Source: RefSeq, a predicted model, not a curated record